CAUCUGAAGGAAAAUGUGUACCGUAGUUCUCGGCUCGCCUUUGAAUUCAGACAGAUGGGGAUUACUGGAGUCGAAUAUUGCUCCCACAGCGUCACCUGCUGUAGUCCAGAGACGUGUGGCUCAAGAGAUAGUAAGGCUGAGUUAGCCAAGUAUGAACCGUUAUGUGAUUAAAACCAAACAACUGGCUUCCAGUGGUGAAAUUCUCGGAAGAAAGCCAUCGAUAGAAAAUAUCCCAGAGUUAAAAAGAGGAUUAGAGGAAUGUUUAGUACAACAACCUAAUGACAAGAAUAAAAGAAAACUGGAUGAUAAGGCUUACACUGCAUCGUGUGAGUUUGUGAAGGAAGGUGAUGAAAUUGAACCAAAUUCAACUUGCAUGUACAAGAAUGUGAACUUGUCAUUUCCCAGUGUUGGACGACAAAGUUUACAGUGGAGAAAAAUUGUGAAAAACAAUCUUGACAUAGAAUAUACAUUACUUUUGCAAUCUGAUGUUGCCAGUUCCCUACUGCAGGUGUUUGAAGAGGAAUUGGACUAUUUCACUGGAGAUCUUGCUAAAGUUCGUAUCUUUGGCAAAUGGCAUGAUGUACCCAGGAAACAGGCAACGUAUGGUGACCCUGGCACGACCUACAAAUACAGCGGUGUUGUAAGACCUGCUCGGCCCUGGCCGCGACCACUGGAAGCCUUACGUGACUUGAUUGGGAAGGUCACAGGUUACGAAUACAACUUUGUGUUAGUGAACAGGUACAAGGAUGGCAGUGACAAGAUGGGUGAACACAAAGAUGACGAAAAGGAUCUUGAUCCUCGGAUCCCCAUUGCUUCUGUGAGUCUUGGGCAGGCAAGAGACUUUUAUUUUCGUCAUCAGGAUGCCAGACCUCCCAAGAAAUUGAACAUUGAGAAAGUUCAACUUCACCUUCAACAUGGGAGUCUGUUACUAAUGAACCCGCCAACAAAUCAGUUCUGGUACCAUGCAUUACCUCCGCGCAAGUCAGCCUCAGGUGUCAGGAUUAACCUUACAUUUAGGAAGAUUAUACAGAAAUAAAAAGUGAAUAAUGCUUAAUAUAUUGUAAUAUUAUACAUGCUACAAACAUAAUAAUUGUCAACAGUGUGAUAUUAUUUAAUCAUCCUUGAAAGUUGUACGUCAGUGUACAAUCCCUAUAUAAUUGAGACAUGAAUAUCUGGAAAUAAUACAGUACAGAUAUUCAAGAUUAUAGAAAUGCUGAAUAUUGUAAGAAUCUAUAUUUGUCUUAUGUAUACAUAAAGCUAGAAUAAUAUUUUUGUAGAUUAUAAUAUAGAAAAGUAUUUAUAACAAUCUAUAUUGUAGACAUCUAGAAUGAUAUUAUUACACAGUCAACAUUUCUAUCUAUAUCAGGUAUAUUGUACAACUUUAGAAAUAUUAAAGAAUUGUAUAAUAUAGAAAUGUGUAAUAUUGUAGAUUUCCAUAAUAGAGAUGUACACAUUAUUCAAGAUAUACAAAUCUAUAUAAUAAAAAGUUCAUUUCUU
Molecule: messenger RNA, 1497 nt
Organism: Procambarus clarkii (red swamp crayfish)
Lineage: Eukaryota; Metazoa; Arthropoda; Malacostraca; Decapoda; Cambaridae
Product: DNA oxidative demethylase ALKBH2
Biological process (GO): DNA repair; DNA alkylation repair
Molecular function (GO): cytosine C-5 DNA demethylase activity; ferrous iron binding
Source: RefSeq, a predicted model, not a curated record